Messenger RNA from Puccinia graminis f. sp. tritici CRL 75-36-700-3, 1167 nucleotides. RefSeq lists its product as uncharacterized. The transcript is spliced from 4 exons. Gene Ontology annotation, molecular function: deubiquitinase activity. Lineage: Eukaryota; Fungi; Basidiomycota; Pucciniomycetes; Pucciniales; Pucciniaceae. Gene Ontology annotation, biological process: protein deubiquitination. The coding region runs from base 1 to 1167 and encodes 388 amino acids. The record is from RefSeq and is a predicted model, not a curated record.
AUGGCGACUGACCACCCCCUUCGACUGCCACAGCUUCCAUCCACACUUCAACAGCAGACACCCCACCACCUCAUCCUCCGACCCGCCAAAUGUUCUCAUCUCCAUCUGCUCCCCUCCUCACCUACACUCCUUCCACCUCCAAUCCCAGACCCUAACUAUCCUCCUCCGAUCGAUAAUAGGCCGGUUCAGGUCAUCCUGGUGGUCUAUGACCUGCUUCCAUCUGGAAAGUUAUCAGACUUGGCUUGGCUCUUGGGAGUAGGAUUGUACCAUACAGCAGUCAAGAUACCCGCCAUCGGCAGAGAGAUUGCCUUUGGGGGACAUGCGCAUCCGCAAACCUCGGGGAUCUUCAUGCUGCCGAUCCGAGAGGAUGGCGAGCCGAGCAUGCCCGGACUGAGGUGGAUAUGCGAGAUCGACAUGGGAUUCGUCAAGACCGGCGACCAGUUCAGCACCGUCGACCAUCCACUCCGAUCUCAGCUCUCCUUCGCCUCCUCCCUCAACUUCGCCUCUGCCGAGGAUGAGGAAUCUAGAAGACUCAUCCGGCCGCCCCCCUCGGCCGCUAAACUGAUCAACAAGUACCACUCCCCUGGAUCGCCUCACCAUUCCGCCUACCCGCCAACCUCGAUGCCGGAACUCCCAAGCAGCCCGAUCCAUCCUAUCGACCAACACUAUCGCUCAUAUGCCUCAUCCUCAACCAGCUCAGAUUCCCACAAAUCCUCCUCCCCUCCUGCUCCCGCUCCACCUCUUCCCGCCAGUGCUUAUACUCCCACCACCACCAAUCCUAAACCUGCUGCUCCUUCUUCCGCAUUGACGCAAAUCGAGACUCUCGCGUUGAUCUUGGACCAGUUGGAGCACUCUCCCGAUUGGCAUGGCACGUCCUACGACCUUCUCAAGAGGAAUUGUAACACUUUCAGCGACCAACUCUGCAUCCUUCUGACCGGCAAAGGCGCACCUAAAUGGAUCAAUCGGGCGGCUGCCGUCGGCUCUUCUUUCCCCUGUUUGGUUCCUGCAGAAUGGAUCGAUCCACCGAUCGCACCUCCUCCGACCGACGAGUUUGGAAACUAUGAGGAAGAAGAGGAAGAGGAAGAGGAAGAACGAAUUGCUCGGCAAGCUCCCGGAUACACAUCCACGAGGACACGAGGCGCGACGAUCCCAUCACCUACCUUGUAG